AUGGGUCAAUCCAACAGUUCGAAGCAAGUCGAGUUAAAGAGCGACAAUAUUCCUAGUUAUGAAGAGAAUGCACCAGAGUCUACGAAUAUUGAGGACCUUAUUAAGGGUGGACGGUACAAAGUUGCAAAAAGAGAAACCCUUGAUAUGAUGGCAGCGAUUCAAGGUCCGAAGGAUGAGAAUAAAAUCUAUCCUGACUCCGAAAUCAAGGAUCUUAAGCAAUACAUUAUAGAACAGGAGGGCCUUAGUGUUGGUCAGACAAGGCGAAAAGCUCUUUCGCAGCAGUGGCGUUUCUUCUUGUCUUCAGAACCUGUGCAACGUGGUUUGGAUGCGGGCAUUAUCGCUGGCAGCUUUUCCGCUGCUCUUUACGCUUUUAAAAGUCCCAGAAAUCGCGUUCCUGUCAAAAUAGGACUGGUUUUUACGCUCGGAUUUUGUGUAGGUGUAAUAGCGGUACCGAUGCUGGUUAUCACAGCUGAGGGCUAUAACUCACGGCGCAUCAAGGCCCUAGAAAAGGAAUUGUUUUCAAGGCAGCGAGAAGAGUUUUACAACAAGAACAAGGAAGAUUGA
Molecule: messenger RNA, 564 nt
Organism: Trypanosoma conorhini
Lineage: Eukaryota; Euglenozoa; Kinetoplastea; Trypanosomatida; Trypanosomatidae
Exons: 1
Coding region: 1-564 (187 amino acids)
Source: RefSeq, a predicted model, not a curated record